AAAUAAGGAUAUUAAACGUGUUGUACGGGUUUUAUACGUGUUCAGCACGGUAGCCAUCAAAUGAAUGAGAAAACAAAUGAAACGACUUGACAAUAAUACAGAUACAAAAGUUUUAAACAGAUAAAAUAUGUACAGGUACAUAUACGUAUAUUAAACGGAGUAUUUACAAAAUAAGUUGAAGAGUCAUCACAAUAAAUAAAUAAAUAAUUGUAGCUGGCUUCAAAUGUAUAGAGGGUGGUUUCUUAUGUUCCUAUAAUCCUGUCCCACCAAGAGGCAACAACAACAGAAUAUGUGAAGAUGCAUUUACCACGAAGAUUUGGUUGAACCAAUUUUUUAUAGAGGAUCUCAUUUUGCACUCAUCCAACAUCCCACUAAUUUUCAAUAGGUAUAAGGAACAUGAACUACUUAUUUCAUUAUGCCAAAAAAAAAUGCAAGAGACAAAUGAAAAAUGUGUCUUCAUCGCCGGCGUUUAAACGCCAGGUGGUGUUUUGCCGGCCGCGCCCUUCACAGAAGAAACGUGAUCCGGCAAAUGAUCGUAGCGAUGUUACUGAUCUCUGUGAUUCACGCAACAACUUCGGGAUUAUUCCAUACCAUCGUAUCAAUAAUCGUUGGGGAAUAUCCAAUAAAUUAUCUGUUUUGAACUUAUCUUCUAGUCUCCCACCCCCAGACGACCUACCCGCUCUGCUGGCUACGUCGAACUCUUGUGCUUAUUUAACGGGUUGCUAUCUGGGAGAUACCUCAUUGCUUAUCUCGCAAAUGGUAGGGCUGCCGGUUCAACGUUGUGAAGCACCUCAGUGGCCGAUACUCGAGUCUGGUAGGUGGGAGAUCCUCCUUGAUGAUACACCUCACUGUUUAUGGUUUAAUGAGCAACUAACAUUAAACAUCAACUCUUUUGUUGCCCCUAUCCCAAGGCCGAUUUUGCAUCUGUCUCCUUGCCUGCAGUUUGGUUGUGACUCUGUUGCUCUGACCCUUUUGCAGCUCACCAAUAUGUCGCAUGUAACUAACGACCAGGUCGUUCAAUUCUCUUUGGAGGAAAUCCGUUCAGCAUGGAUCUGCAAAUCAAGAAUUCUUCUCGACCGGAUAUUCUCGGACAACAUGUUAUCCCUCAAUGAACUGCGGGACGCUGUCAAUCAACCAUGGCAGGGACAUGGGAAAAUCUCAGUAAGGCAGGCAGCCCAUGGUCUGUUCGAAUUCAUUCUCCCGUCUGAAGCAUCCAAGACUUGGGUUCUCCAACGAACUCCUUGGGUCAUUAAUGAUAGGAUCCUUCAUCUUCAGACCUGGAUCCCGAAUGUCACGCAUCACACUUAUGUGGUGCUUGCGGUGGCCCCCUUCCGUGUCCAAAUGUGGGAUGUGUCGGAUGACUUUUGCACUCACCAAUUUGGUAGAAAAAUAGCGGCUUCCACCCUUGGGAAAGUCUUGGAGAUUGGCAUUUUCUCUUGCUCCGACACUGAUCGUCAUUUUGUGAAGGUUAAAGUCAUGAUUGAUUUCUCCAAGCCAUUAAGAUCCCAAAUCAUGGCUACUAAUGAUGAAACGGGCUGCUUCUAGAUUCGUUUCAAAUACGAAAACCUCCCAACCUUCUGCUACAAUUGUGGCCGCGUUGGACAUUCUCGCCAGGCCUGUCUUUUUGACCCUCCGGCAAGAAAAGAACGGUUUGGUCCCCACAUGGCGACCAAGAAGAUGGGACAGAAAAUAUUUGAUGAUGAGGGUGAUCACCAGCAAUUCCGCCGACCUACGGGUUUGAUGUGGAUUAAUAACAAUGUCCGGGGUGC
Linum trigynum is the source of this 1769-nucleotide messenger RNA. The record is from the annotation of a GenBank genome assembly. Lineage: Eukaryota; Viridiplantae; Streptophyta; Magnoliopsida; Malpighiales; Linaceae.